AUGCUUUCUGCCAAUCUGCCAUUUACCAGAUGCGGCAAGCUCUGGCCGGAUGAUACUGACGCCUCCACUGGUUCCACGGCCAGUCGGAGUCCCAAACGGCGUCGUCGUCGACGCCACCUCGAUCCGUCAGCGGCGGAAGAGGCGAGUUCAGUGACCUCAGCCGCUUCCACCUCAUCAACAAAGUCCUGCCGAGUGGAGCCUCUAAUUAUGUGUCGAAGGAAUGACUGCCCAAAGGCCUACCACCUGCAGUGUCUGGAACUAGAAAAGAAACCUGUUGGUACGUUUGCUUGA
Molecule: messenger RNA, 291 nt
Organism: Dibothriocephalus latus
Lineage: Eukaryota; Metazoa; Platyhelminthes; Cestoda; Diphyllobothriidea; Diphyllobothriidae
Source: the annotation of a GenBank genome assembly